This is a messenger RNA of Fusarium oxysporum Fo47, 549 nucleotides long. RefSeq lists its product as uncharacterized. Bases 1 to 549 code for a protein of 182 amino acids. The record is from RefSeq and is a predicted model, not a curated record. Lineage: Eukaryota; Fungi; Ascomycota; Sordariomycetes; Hypocreales; Nectriaceae. The transcript has a single exon.
AUGAUCCGGCCGCUGGGGAUGGAAAGCGUCGGCUUGGGCUGUGGCUUGAACCCAAAGCACAAAGUAAACAACCAGAAUCUUCUGUCGUUGUUUGUGGCUUGCAAUGGAAUCACGAGAGAGUUCAACCUUGAUGACACAUUUGUGGCAAGUCAACGCAACCCCGCAGCGAGAACAACUUAUCGUAUGCAAUGCAAAUCGAUACCAUUCACAUUUAACCAUAUUGACAUGUCAACCCCCAAGAUCGAGGAGACAAAAUGGCGUGUAAUUCUUGAUCGACAUCAGUUCGCAGCUGAGCUCAUGCUUGCCAAUCUCCUUGUCGUUGGGGAUGCUUUCUAUUGUAUGAAUGACCAGACAGAGGCAGACAGACUCAUGCUCGUCAACAACGACAACGAGAAGUUGAGGUCCUUGCUGCAGCAUCAUCCUGAACACGAGGUCUUGUUGAAAAGGGGCAACAAGGCCAAGAUUGACCAUCAACACGAAGUGGGUACAACAAAGGGCGCGAAAAGAAAAGAGAGAGGCACCCCGAUUGAGAGUCACACGGGAGUUUGA